This is a messenger RNA of Yamadazyma jaroonii, 1470 nucleotides long. NCBI's taxonomy places the organism in Eukaryota, Fungi, Ascomycota, Pichiomycetes, Serinales, Debaryomycetaceae. The record is from the annotation of a GenBank genome assembly.
AUGGUAUACUCAAGAAGAGUAUCAUUCAAUAAUUUAUCUAAUGAUUUUGAGGAUAAGGAACCCCAUAAAUCGACCCAUAGAAAGAGACACACAUUAAAUCUGAUUCUUAGAAACCAGUUGAACAAUGUUCAAGUUGAUCAGAAUAUCGAGAACUCCAAGAAGACCAUUAAUUAUCAUGUUAUGGAUGUAAGUGAUGAUGAAGAUGAAGAACCAGUAUCCAGAAGAGGUAGUGCUAUUUCCAAUGGGAAUAACGAUGAAGAGUUAGAAGAUUUAAUAGAAAGGAAUAAGCACCAAAUCAAGAGUAGGAGGAAGAGUUAUAGCGAAAUGACCAAUGAAGAAUUAAUGGCCUUGGAUCCUCAGUUCAACACGCCCAAAACUGAUUUGUCUAAUUUCAAGUUUGAUAAUGCAAAGACUUAUUAUUUAUCAACUAAGAAGAACCAUAAUGUUUUGAAUGGUAAGACGUUCUUGAAAAGUGAAUUGAAACCUUCAAAUAACUACAGAUCUUACAAUUUAACUGUUAGAACUCCAAACUAUGAGAACAUGUUUGAAAGAACAUUGCUAUGUGUCUUCAAUGGUAGGAAACAUACAUGGAAUUCAAUUUAUUGGUUGGUUAAUUCAGGAUUCAUUCAAACCAAUGAUUAUGUUGUUAUAGCUUCAGCCAUACCUGAAAGUUUCAUUAAACAUAACCAAAAUCAUUAUAAGGAGAUUUUGCGUCAAAGAUGUGAAAGAUUACUUACUUGGAUAUCGGAUAUGUUACCUGAAGUAGAAAUCAAAAUCACUAUCGAACUAGUUAUUGAAAAUAGUAGUAAGAAGUUUGUUCAAGACUUAUUCACUCAGUAUAAUCCAAAUAUCUUACUUUUUGGUAACAAAUCGAAUAAUUUGAAUUUUAAGUAUCCGGUGAAAUUGAACCAAUCUAUAGGGAAUAAUUUCUUAUUGAAGUAUUCUUCCUAUUUGAUCAAAUAUUCAACUAUUCCUACAAUCAUUGUUAAUUCUAAUUUGGAUAUCAAGAGAAAGAAUUCUGUGGCUUCAUUGGAUUCAAUCGAUUCAGAUUAUAUUCAUACGGAUUAUUCCAAUCCUAAAACUUUUAUCAAUUUGAUAACUCAACCUUCAGAUAAAUCCCUUACAGAAUCCAAGAAUUACUUGAAUCAAAUGAAAAGUAAAGAAGAUCAUUCUAAUGGGGUUACUUUCAAUGAGUCAGUUAAAUUCGAUAGUAAGUUACAUUCUAUUUAUAAUUCCCAAUUACUGAAACAAAAUUCCAGCAACUCCGAUAAAAUCUAUAAAGUGAAAUCAUUAAUUGACGAUACAAGUUCCACUUCAACCAGUCAAACUUCAAUUAAUGAUUCAGAUAAUACCAUUAAGAAUGUCAAGAGUAAUUCAUCAGGAAUGACUACUAAAAUGAUCAAAAGUAAUCUUAAAGCCCCGGUGAAACAAGAAAAGAAAAAGGGGUUCUGGAAGAAAAUGUUUUCUUAA